CAGCGUGAACCACGUGGGUCUCUGCUCCCUGAUCUGUUUCCUGUUUGGAAAGAGUUCCAGCUUCAUCACGGAGUUUCUCUCGGUUUGUGGGCUCAUCUAAAGGACCAACGUGGUUCGAGAAGUCAGCGCUCUCAGGAGGCCGACAAUUUAGUUGAAGAAAGAAGUGGAAGAAAAAAAUACAACCGUGACGAGUUUGGGAAAGAUUUCACUGUGAAAGCUUCCCUAAAAAUGCAUCAGGUCAUCCACACCGGAGAGAGACCAUUCAGCUGUGGAGACUGUGGAAAGUCUUUUACCAGGUCUGGAAGCUUAAAAAGACACCAACUAAUCCACACUGGAGAGAGACCGUUCAGCUGUGGAGACUGUGGAGAGUCUUUUGCCAGGUCUGGAAGCUUAAAAACACACCAACUCAUCCACACUGGAGAGAGACCGUUCAGCUGUGACGAGUGUGGAAAGUCUUUUACGCAGUCUGGAAACUUGAAAACACACAAACUCAUCCACAGUGGAGAGAGACCGUUCAGCUGUGAUGAGUGUGGAAAGUCUUUUACUCACUCUGGAAGCUUAAAAACACACCAACUCAUCCACACCGGAGAGAGACCAUUCAGCUGUGGAGACUGUGGAAAGUCUUUUACUGAGUCUGGAAGCUUAAAAACACACAAACUCAUCCACAGUGGAGAGAGACCGUUCAGCUGUGGAGACUGUGGAAAGUCUUUUAUCCACUCUGGAAGCUUAAAAACACACCAACUAAUCCACACUGGAGAGAGACCGUUCAGCUGUGGAGACUGUGGAAAGUCUUUUACGCAUUCUAGAUACUUAAAAACACACCAACUAAUCCACACUGGAGAGAGACCGUUCAGCUGUGGAGACUGUGGAAAGUCUUUUACCCAGUCUGGAAGCUUAAAAGCACACCAAUUAAUCCACAGUGGAGAGAGACCGUUCAGCUGUGGAGACUGUGGAAAAUCUUUUACCACGUCUGGACACUUAAAAACACACCAACUAAUCCACACUGGAGAGAGACCGUUCAGCUGUGACAAAUGUGGAAAGUCUUUUACCGAGUCUGGAAACUUAAAAUCACACCAACUCCUCCACAGUGGAGUUAAAGCGUACACCUGUGAUCAGUGUGGCAGAGCUUUUACUCACAGUAAGAGCUUACAGAGUCAUCUUGUUACCCACUCUGGAAUUAAGGCGUACAGCUGUGACAUUUGUGGAAAAACUUUCAGCCGGAUAGGGAGCCGAAAUAUUCACCUACGCAUUCACACCAGACAUGAUGUGUACAGCUGUGAUCAGUGUGGUAAACAGUUUACUACAAACACAGAGUUACGGCGUCACAUGUUUACCCACACUGAGGAACGACCUUAUAAAUGUGACCUGUGUGAGAAGACUUUUAAAUCUCCACGUUACCUGAAAGCACACCAACAGAUCCACACCAGAAAGACUCUACAAGUGCAGUUACUGUGAGGUAUGUAUUUAUAUUUUUAUCUUGUCAGCCCGACUGUUUGAAACAACUCUGCUCAUCAAAGUGUGUUAGCAUGUUAGCAAUUCUACUGCAUGGAAAGGCAGCUCUGAAUGAUUAUUCAGACUCUAAUC
Pelmatolapia mariae (spotted tilapia) is the source of this 1584-nucleotide messenger RNA. RefSeq names its product gastrula zinc finger protein XlCGF26.1-like. The transcript is spliced from 2 exons. The record is from RefSeq and is a predicted model, not a curated record. NCBI's taxonomy places the organism in Eukaryota, Metazoa, Chordata, Actinopteri, Cichliformes, Cichlidae. The annotation marks the transcript as partial.